This is a messenger RNA of Aphanomyces invadans, 299 nucleotides long. RefSeq lists its product as hypothetical. The transcript has a single exon. Bases 34 to 258 code for a protein of 74 amino acids. Lineage: Eukaryota; Oomycota; Saprolegniomycetes; Saprolegniales; Verrucalvaceae. The record is from RefSeq and is a predicted model, not a curated record.
CGACGACGCCGCCGUUGUUCACUUGUGAGAAUCAUGGACGCGCUGAGAGCGUGCGACGAGUUCAAGGCGAAGGCGACGGCAUGCUACGGCGCCUGGUUCGACCGGCUGCUGGCGGGACGCUUUGAGCAAGCUGACUGUGUGCAGGAGUCAGACGACUACAAACAAUGCAUCCUCGACGCCAUCGAGCGCAACAAGGACCAAGCCAAGCCGACACGUCCGCCGACGUCGCGGCCGCCACCAACCGCGCCAGCUCCGUAGAGAUCUUUAACACGUAUAUCCCAACCAUCGAUAGACUGGCA